Messenger RNA from Leptosia nina, 5226 nucleotides. The record is from the annotation of a GenBank genome assembly. Lineage: Eukaryota; Metazoa; Arthropoda; Insecta; Lepidoptera; Pieridae.
AUGUCGUCUGUGAAGGUGGCGGUGAGGGUCCGCCCCUUCAACUCGCGAGAGAUCGCGAGGGAGAGCAAAUGCAUCAUCGAGAUGUCCGGCAAUACUACAGUUAUCGUCAACCCUAAGCUGCCGCCGGGCACAAAGGAAAGCCCAAAAAGCUUCAACUUUGAUUUCUCGUAUUGGUCGCACAACCCAAGUGAUCCUGAGUUUUCCUCACAAAUAAUGGUCUACAAAGACAUCGGAGAAGAAAUGUUGCAGCACGCUUUUGAUGGCUACAAUAUAUGCAUAUUUGCAUACGGGCAAACGGGUGCUGGGAAGUCAUACACUAUGAUGGGGCGUGGCGAAGACGGUCAAGAGGGUAUCAUUCCACAGAUUUGCAAAGACCUUUUCCGGCGCAUACGACAAACCACUUCUGAAGACCUCAAAUAUUCGGUGGAGGUCUCAUAUAUGGAGAUCUACUGUGAGCGAGUGCGAGACCUGCUCAAUCCCAAGAACAAAGGAAAUCUGCGAGUCCGUGAACAUCCAGCUCUCGGUCCCUACGUGGAGGACCUCAGUAAACUCGCUGUUAUGUCCUAUCAGGAUAUUUACGACCUCAUUGAUGAGGGGAAUAAAGCCAGAACUGUAGCUGCUACAAACAUGAACGAGACGUCGUCUCGCUCGCACGCUGUAUUUACUAUCUUCUUUACUCAGCAGCGUCAUGACAAAAUAACUAAUUUGGUCUCCGAAAAGGUGUCUAAAAUAUCGCUAGUGGAUCUAGCGGGUUCUGAGCGAGCGGACUCAACAGGAGCGAAAGGCACACGGCUCAAAGAAGGGGCUAACAUCAACAAAUCUUUGACUACCCUCGGAAAAGUCAUUUCAGCGCUUGCUGAGAUUGCAUCAAAAAGCAAGAAGUCGAAAAAGGCUGAUUUUAUACCAUACCGUGACUCGGUGCUCACGUGGCUACUUCGAGAGAAUCUUGGUGGAAACUCCAAGACAGCUAUGAUUGCCGCCAUCUCGCCAGCGGAUAUCAACUACGAUGAAACCCUUAGUACUCUGAGGUAUGCCGAUCGCGCUAAACAAAUCGUCUGCAAAGCUGUCGUCAAUGAAGACGCGAACGCUAAACUCAUCCGCGAGCUCAAGGAGGAAAUACUCAAACUCCGAGAGCUCCUCAAGGCUGAAGGCAUCGAUGUUGAGGAAGCAGAGCCUUCGCCCAUGCGCAAGAAGAGUGAGGAAGAAGUGCUUUCGCCAAAGCUGUCUCGUGCGGCCACCACGAUCGCUGAAGAGGCUGUUGACCAGCUGCAGGCUUCUGAGAAACUUAUUGCUGAACUUAAUGAGACGUGGGAGGAAAAACUGAAACGCACCGAACAAAUCCGAGUGCAACGCGAAGCGGUGUUUGCGGAGAUGGGUCUCGCUGUAAAAGAAGGAAUCACUGUCGGGGUUUACUCGCCUAAAAAGACGCCGCAUUUGGUCAACCUCAAUGAAGAUCCUAACCUCUCUGAGUGUCUUAUUUACUAUAUCAAGGAUGGUAUAACUCGCGUCGGGACGGCGGAAGCGAAUGUGCCGCAAGACAUUCAGUUGUCAGGUUCGCACAUUGUGAGCGAACAUUGCAUAUUCGAGAAUACGGAUGGCGUCAUCUGCCUCAUUCCGCAUCGUGGGGCACUUGUCUAUGUUAAUGGCAGAGAGGUGAAUGAGCCGAUCAUCCUCAAAACUGGAUCUCGUGUUAUACUUGGCAAAAACCACGUUUUUCGUUUCACGCAUCCUGGUCAACCACGUGAGGAACCACUUAACAACAAAUUGCUGGCUGAUUCUCCAGGGGUUGUCGAAGAAAAAGAGAGUGACACUGAGAACGAGAACGUAGACUGGGACUUCGCGCAGUGCGAGUUGCUGGAGAAGCAAGGCAUCGAUCUCAAACAGGAGAUGCAAAAACGUUUGUGCGUACUCGAAGAGCAGUUCCGUAAAGAGAAGGAGCAUGCUGACCAGCAGUUUGAGGAGCAAAGAAAGAACUACGAAGCUCGCAUCGACGCACUUCAGCGUCAGGUGGAGGAGCAAAGUGUCACCAUGUCGAUGUAUAGCUCCUAUACACCGGAAGAUUUCCACAACGACGAGGAUAUAUUUGUGAACCCACUAUUCGAGACAGAAUGUUGGUCGGCUCGCGAGGUGGGGCUGGCUGCGUGGGCCUUCCGCAAGUGGAAAUACCACCAGUUCACUUCGCUCAGAGACGAUCUUUGGGGCAACGCGAUCUUCCUUAAGGAAGCCAACGCGAUUUCCGUAGAGCUCCGCAAGAAGGUCCAAUUCCAAUUCACCUUGCUAACCGACACGCCGUACUCGCCCCUUCCGGCUGAGUUGGCACCCCGCGACGACGCUGAUGAUGAGUAUCGCCCCAGCGCACCCACGGUCGUCGCCGUCGAAGUAACGGACACCAAGAAUGGCGCAACGCACUACUGGACUUUGGAAAAGCUACGACAUCGUCUGGAGCUCAUGCGCCAGAUUUACAACAUGAACGAGUCAGCAUGUUCUGAGGAUGAUGAACCGACCCCCACCAUAAGGCCGCCCUCGCCACCCAUCCAACAAACACCGAAACCCGACGCAGAUCUCUUGCAGUGCAUAUCGGCGUGCGCGCAACAGACUCGACUAUCGCUUGUCAACUUGUUACCUUCGAGACAACGCCUGGAGCUAAUGCGCGAGAUGUACCACAACGAAGCGGAGCUGUCCCCGACCUCCCCCGAUCAUAACAUCGAAUCCGUUACGGGUGGCGAUCCGUUCUAUGACCGAUUCCCUUGGUUCCGCCUAGUGGGAAGGAGCUUUGUCUACCUUUCGAAUCUUCUGUAUCCGGUUCCCCUCAUUCAUAAAGUGGCGAUAGUGAAUGAGAAAGGAGACGUUAAAGGUUACCUGAGAGUAGCUGUGCAGGCGGUCGUCGACGCUGAAAAGAAUAAUGCAGACUUCGUAGCGGGUGUGAAGCAGUCCGCAAAAAUAUCAUUCGAUGACGACAUCGUCCCAACAAGGUCACGAUUGAAGACCUUGUCUACUACAGAAAAGAAUAACGCCAUCAAUUUGGAAGAUCGACCCGAGCAGGAUUCUAAUAUUAAAAUCGAAGAAUUAGCAGCUGCUGAAUGUGACGCUGACAGCGGUCGUGGGGACAGUUCCCUCGCCUCGGAGCUGAAGGAAGAUGAACUACCAGAACACCUGACUCCUGGCAAGGAGUUCACCUUCCGCGUGACUGUGCUUCAGGCACAUAGCGUAUCCACCGAUUACGCUGAUGUAUUCUGUCAAUUCAAUUUCCUUCAUCGAAACGAGGACGCCUUUUCAACCGAACCAGUUAAAAAUGCUGGCAAGAACACACCACUCGGCUUCUAUCAUGUACAGAAUAUAACUGUACCGGUAACUAAAUCGUUCGUUGAAUACAUUAAAACACAACCAAUAGUCUUUGAAGUGUUUGGACAUUAUCAGCAACAUCCUCUACACAAGGAUGCCAAACAGGACGGACCUGUAGCUGGACGUACGCCACCAAGACGAAUGCUGCCACCUUCAAUUCCCAUUUCAGCCCCAGUCCGAAGCCCUAAGUGGGGCGCUGCGAGCGUCGCUCCGCCCUGCUGCUCCUCCCACUUACAUUCCAAGCACGAUCUACUCGUCUGGUUUGAAAUUUGCGAGCUUGCGCCCAAUGGAGAAUAUGUCCCUGCAGUGUUUGAGCACAGCGACGAGCUGCCUUGUCGCGGACUAUUCCUCCUGCAUCAGGGCAUACAGAGACGUAUCCGUAUAACAAUCUUGCACGAACCGUCCUCAGACCUCCAGUGGACUGAUGUUAGGGAACUGGUUGUUGGACGCAUUCGCAACUCACCUGAGGCCAACGAAGACACGACUGACGGAGAUGAAGAUGGGGCCUUGUCCCUUGGCCUGUUCCCAGGGGAACGGCCAAAUCUUGACGAUCGCGCUGUAUUCAGAUUUGAAGCCGCGUGGGACAGCAGUCUGCAUGGUUCUCCGUUGCUCAACCGAGUUAGCGCCAACGGUGAAGUUGUCUAUAUCACACUCAGCGCUUAUCUCGAGAUCGAGAACUGCGGUCGUCCAGCGAUAGUAACGAAGGACCUCUCGGUGGUAGUGGUGGGUCGUGAAGCUCGCACGGGCCGCUCGUUGCGCCGAGCACUCUUUGGCUCGAAAACCGCAAGGGCGGACCGGCUCACCGGAGUCUACGAGUUGAGCCUACAUCGCGCUUUGGAACCAGGCGUACAACGCCGUCAGCGGCGUGUACUCGAUACGAGCGGAACUUAUGUCCGUGGAGAGGAAAACCUGCACGGCUGGAGACCACGCGGCGACUCGCUCAUAUUCGAUCACCAGUGGGAACUAGAGAAAAUGACUCGGCUCGAACAAGUUGGACGGACGCGCCACUUAUUGGCUCUUCGUGAGCGACUCAGGCACGGACACGAGAACACCGUGGCUCCCAACGAUUUUACAAAAACAGAAAAGGAGGUAUGCAAUAUGGCGGCGAAGGCUGCCUCUGAGUGCGCACACGCACGUGACGAAGCCCUGUACGAACCCUGGGAGAUGACACAGAAGGAGAAGGAACUUACUACUAAAUAUAUUAAGCUGAUACAAGGUCGAAUAGGCACAAACACAAACAAAGAGGUAGAGACGGCGGUGUCGCCCGCGACGCCAGUAGACGAAGGAGUGUCUGCUGACAUUUCUACACCCAGUCUACUGUCCUCUAUACACAGCGCUAGCAGCUUUGAACUGUGUUCGCCGGAACGAGCACUAUUAGAGAAGUCCAUAUCGGGAUGGGGGUGCGGCGUGGGUGCACCAAUGGGCCCGAUGUCGGUGUCGGGCUUGGGCGUGGGAGGGGCGCUGUACGUGCCCGAGUGCGAAGAGGUGCGCGUGUCCGCCGCGGUGGCACGACGUGGAUAUCUUAAUGUCCUCCAACACGGUACACACGGGUGGAAGAAGCGAUGGCUGGUGGUGCGACGGCCGUACGUCUUCAUGUACCGCGACGAGCGAGACCCCAUCGAACGCGCUCUGAUCAACCUCGCCAAUGCGCACGUCGAGUAUUCAGAGGAUCAGGAGCAGAUGGUGCGCAUGCCCAACACCUUCAGCGUUGUGAGCAAGGAGCGCGGUUACCUGUUACAAACUCUCGGCGACAAAGAAGUGCACGACUGGUUAUAUGCUAUCAACCCGCUACUUGCCGGACAGAUAAGGUCGCGGUCAGCCCGCCGCGGCGCUCCCCCCUCCACACCUCCUGCCGGGGAGAAGGCCGCGCAGCUCGCUGCAUGA